AACUUCUUCUCCGUGACUUGACUUUCUUUCUCCUCAGUGCAAAAGGGAUAUGUAUAUAUUUGAUUACCUUUAGGAUGGUGCAGGCUCAACUCUUCUCUCUCUUCUCUGUCAUUACAGGCACCUUCUCACAACCAUGGUCCAUGACAGUUCCCCCUGUAGUGAACAGCACCAUAGGAGGAGAUGUGGUCCUACCCUGCUCCUUCACCCACCCCAAGCAACAAGACUACUCCAAAGGCAUCACAGUUCAGUGGAUCACCAGACAAUUCCAUGAUACGCCCUUCUUCCAAUGCAAGUUGAAAAAUGUUACUACGGGUGGAAUGAAUGAAUGCUCCGUUCCAGAGUCAUACCAGCGCUUCUCAGUCAAAGGAGACCCUAAGCAGAGGGAUCUCUCUCUCCUCAUCAGAGAUCUGGUGGUCACAGACAAUGGAGUUUACUUCUGCAGAGUAGAGCUGGACUAUUACUGGGGUGAUGGGAAGUGGCAGACUGCCAGCGGCACACAGCUCAAUAUCAUUGCUAAGGCCCAGAUUCUCAGCCUGUCUUGGGUAGAGGCGUCCCUCGGACCAGGCAACGGGAGCCUCAGGUGUGUAGUUGAGGGGAACCCCCCAUCCACCAUCACCUGGUUCUCCUCCUCUAAGGGCAACAUAGACCCAGGUGUCAGCACCAUAGGAACCCACCCAUUUCAGAGGACCAGUUCAAUCCCCUACUUCACCCAGGAAGUGUACACCUGCAGGGCAGAGAACAGCCUGGGGAGGGCAGAGAGACGGUUCCCCCCUGGACCCACUGCGCUGACCGUAGCCCUCUCUGUGUGUGGGGUCCUGCUUCUGCUGCUGCUCCUUGGCGUGGCUUUAUUCUACCUGAGAAAAAGAGGAUACCUGAGAUUCUGCAAUUCAGAAAAGAUUAAGCAGCAAUCUGAUUUGUGCACAGAUCCUGCUAUAGAAAGCCCACAGUCAUUGUAUAAACAUAAUUCACCAGAAGAUGGCGACAUGGAGCUAAAUCUGGUAUACUCAGACGUUCAACUGAACACCACCACUCAAUCACCCCAAAGAAGCUCUCGUGUCCCCAUACCAGAUGAAGGUGUCCACUAUGCUAUUGUGAAGCUGGGGUGAACUGCCGAGGCGCAGCAGAGAGAAUGUAACUCUGGAGGUAUGUCAUAAUGAAACUGACCUCCCUCAUUCUGACAGACAUUUUUCAAAAGUAAUCAACGAGAGUUUAGCAGUCAAUCUUAUUGAAAUUGUUCACAACAUUGGGGCAACUUGGUAUAUUCCGUUUUUAUAUUGUUAUUCUUAUGAAGGUGCAAUUACAUAAUUGCCCUACAAGUGUUAUUGUAACUGUAGUGUUAUUGUAACUGUAGUGUUAUUGUAACUGUAUUGUUAUUGUAACUGUAGUGUUAUUGUAACUGUAGUGUUAUUGUAACUGUAGUGUUAUUGUAACUGUAGUGUUAUUGUAACUGUAGUGUUAUUGUAGGAUAAGUAAUCCUUCUCACCCCCCUUAAAAGAUUUAGAUGCACUAUUGUAAAGUGGCUGUUCCACUGGAUGUCAUAAGGUGAAUGCACCAAUUUGUAAGUCGCUCUGGAUAAGAGCGUCUGCUAAAUGACUUAAAUGUAAUGUAAAUGUAACUGUAGUGUUAUUGUAACUGUAGUGUUAUUGUAACUGUAGUGUUAUUGUAACUGUAUUGUUAUUGUAAUUGUCAAAAAUGUUACUUAAUAACAAUUGUUAUUGUUCCUGAGCGCCAUUACAUCAUUAUACUUCUGGGUUUCCUUUCAAAUAAGUGAAGCGGUUCCUUUUAAACACACGUCACAUGAACCCACAGAAGAACUCCAGCGCGGUCAUUCGCCUCAACCACCACAGAACCAGCUGAUGCUAUCUGGGCAAAACUUCAGUGUAUCUCUGGUUGAGUGUGGUCAUCCACCAGCUCUGCAAGGAACUCUGUCAUCGAACUACUUCUCAUAUUUGUAAGGGGUGUGUACUGGCGGCAGAGAAGUCAGACGCAGGAGAGCAAGAACUGUGUUUCCAAACGGCGCAGUUCAAAAAACAUUUUAACGACCGGAAAACAGAACAAUCAAAUAAUGGGUACAUAACCUGACUCACACCAGGACAGACGUGCACAAGCACUUACAAUAAACAAUCUGACAAGGACAUGAGGGGGAACAGAGGGUUAAAUACACAACAUGUAAUUGAUGGGAUAUAAUAAUCAUAAUAAUACAUAGUAUUUAUAUAGCAAGUCGCUUGGGUCCAUGUCCAUGUUCUUACCA
Messenger RNA from Oncorhynchus keta (chum salmon), 2251 nucleotides. RefSeq names its product sialic acid binding Ig-like lectin 15, like (gene siglec15l). The record is from RefSeq and is a predicted model, not a curated record. The coding region runs from base 75 to 1106 and encodes 343 amino acids. NCBI's taxonomy places the organism in Eukaryota, Metazoa, Chordata, Actinopteri, Salmoniformes, Salmonidae. Gene Ontology annotation, biological process: regulation of actin cytoskeleton organization; regulation of bone resorption; regulation of osteoclast development. The transcript is spliced from 7 exons. Gene Ontology annotation, cellular component: plasma membrane.